This is a messenger RNA of Salvelinus fontinalis (brook trout), 7902 nucleotides long. Its product is annotated as phospholipid-transporting ATPase VD-like. Gene Ontology annotation, cellular component: plasma membrane. Gene Ontology annotation, biological process: phospholipid translocation. Lineage: Eukaryota; Metazoa; Chordata; Actinopteri; Salmoniformes; Salmonidae. The record is from RefSeq and is a predicted model, not a curated record. Gene Ontology annotation, molecular function: magnesium ion binding; ATP binding; ATPase-coupled intramembrane lipid carrier activity. Bases 1502 to 5659 code for a protein of 1385 amino acids. The transcript is spliced from 21 exons.
CUAUCUUAAUUAGAGAGUUAGACGUCUAUGUUGAACGAAUGCAAUGAUAUACAUUUUUAUUGGCAUACUAUUAGCUGCUUUUCCUGAAAAUGUCUGAUAUACAGUACCAGUCAAAAGUUUGGACACCUACUAAUUCCAGCGUUUUUCUUAUUUUUUAAAUAUUUUCUACAUUGUAUAAUAGUGAAUACAUCAAAACUAUGAAUUAACACAUGGAAUCAUGUAGUAACCAAAAAAGUGUUAAACAAAUAAAAAUAUGUUAUAUUUGAGGUUCUUCAAAGUAGCCAUCCUUUGCCUUGAGGACAGCUUUGCAUUCUCUUGGCAUUCUCUCAACCAGCUUCAUGAGAUAGUCACCUGGAAUGCAUUUCAAUUAAUAGGUGUGCCUUGUUAAAAGCUAAUUUGUGGAAUUUAUUUCCUUAAUGUGUUUGAGCCAAUCAAUUGUGUUGUGACAAGGUAGGGGUGGUAUACAGAAGAUCGCCUUAUUUGGUAAAAGACCACAUACAUAUUAUGGCAAGAACAGCUCAAAUAAGCAAAGAGAAACAACAGUCCAUCAUUACUUUAAGACAAUAAGGUCAGUCAAUCCAGAACAUUUCAAGAACUUUUAAAGUUUCUUCAGUUGCAAGUCGCAAAAACCAUCAAGCGCUAUGAUGAAACUGGCUCUCAUGAGGACCGCCACAUGAAAGGAAGACCCAGAGUUACUUUUGCUGCAGAGGAUAAGUACAUUAGUUAACUGCAUCUCAGAUUGCAACGCAAAUAAAUGCUUGAGUUCUAGUAACGGAUACAUCUCAACAUCAACUGUUCAGAUGAGAACAAACUCUACUUAUUUAUUUAGAAUGCAAAAGACACUUAACCAGCAUGGCUACCACAGCAUUCUGCAGCAAUACACGAUCCCAUCUGGUUUGCACUUAGUGGGACUAUCAUUUAUUUUUCAACAGGACAAUGACCCAAAACACACCUCCAGGCUGUGUAAGGGCUAUUUAACCAAGAAGGAGAGUGAUGGAGUGCUGCAUCAGAUGACCUGGCCUCCACAAUCACCUGACCUCAACCCAAUUGAGAUGGUUUGGGAUGAGUUGGACUCCAAAGUGAAGGAAAAGGAUCAUCUUGUCUUGUCUGGACCCAGUGCAGAUCUAGGAUCAUUGUUGCUUUUAGAUCAUAAUGUAUCAAAUUACAUGGACUGGUGGGACCUGACCCUAGAUCAGCACUCCUACUCUUGGAUGCUUUGUGAAUAUGGGCUCUGGUGUGAUCUUAGGCAUACCCCCACCCACCCUUCUUUCUGUGUAUCCCCUGAUAGAGGACCUGAACUCCUGGUCGUGCUGUCGUUCUGACUGCAGCUGUGGACCCAUGGCCUGAUUUCACUGUGUAUGCUACCUUGUUCCGGACCCCUGCUUAUCAAGCUUAGCCAGAAAAACAGCACUGUAAGCAGCCCUAAGGCAACAGAAGACCAGGUCUGGCCGCCCAGGGAGCGUGCAGGGUUCUGGUGUAGGGUGCCCUGGCCACUGGGCCUAUGGAGCAGAUCCACUGGGUGAGACGCCGCUGGCAGCAGCUGGUUGCCGCAGAUUCAGGUCGAGGCCAGUACUCGGCCCCUGCCGCCCUACCCACCAAGAGUUCCCCAGUGCUCCACAACACACAGCUGCUCACUGGCAAACGGAGGACGGUCAUCGCCCGGCACGGACACCACCAGCAUGAGUACCACAGCAUCUCCAAGGGAUGCCAAGGCAACAGCAUCCGUACCACCAAGUACAGCCUUCUGAGCUUCAUUCCCAUGAACCUGUUCCAGCAAUUCCACAGGGUGGCCAACCUGUACUUCCUGUUCCUGGUGAUGCUGAACUGGAUCCCAGUGGUGGAGGCGUUUCAGAAGGAGAUCACCAUGAUUCCCCUGGUAGUGGUGCUCAUCGUCAUCGCCAUCAAGGAUGCCCUGGAGGACUACCGCCGCUACCGCUUUGACCAGAAGGUCAACAACAACAUCGUUACAGUGUACAGCGGGAAACGGCAGACGUAUGUGGACCAGCGUUGGCAGGAUGUCCAUGUGGGGGACUUUGUCCGUCUGUCCUGUAAUGAGAUCAUCCCUGCAGACAUGCUGCUGCUGUACUCCUCUGACCCCCACGGCGUCUGCUACAUCGAGACGGCCAACCUGGACGGGGAGACCAACCUCAAACAGAGACAAGUGGUCCGAGAUCUGCCACGACAGGGUUCUGAGUUGACUCCAGAGAACUUCCACAGCCGCAUAGAAUGUGAGAACCCCAACAACGACCUCAGCCGGUUCCGAGGUUUCAUGGAGUACCCCAGUAAGGCUCGUGUGGGCUUACACAACAACAACCUCCUUCUGCGAAGCUGCACCAUCCGCAACACGGAGACCGUCAUAGGCAUUGUGGUCUAUGCAGGUCACGAGACCAAAGCCAUGAAGAACAACAAUGGACCGAGGUAUAAACGCAGUAAAUUGGAGCGCAGGCUGAACGUGGACGUGCUGUGGAGCGUUGUCCUGCUGGUCAUCAUGUGUCUGACUGCAGCUAUAGGCCAUGGUCUCUGGCUCAGGAACCUGAAGGAUGCUUCCUUUCUGAUCCCUGACACCACGUCUCCUGCCCUGUCUGGCUUCUACCUGUUCUGGACCAUGAUCAUAGUUUUACAGGUGCUCAUCCCCAUCUCCCUGUAUGUUUCCAUCGAGAUCGUCAAACUGUGUCAAAUCUUCUUCAUCCAGAACGACGUGGACUUCUAUAAUGAGUAUAUGGACUCCAGGAUCCAGUGUCGGGCCCUGAACAUCACAGAGGACCUGGGUCAGAUUCAGUAUGUGUUCUCAGACAAGACUGGCACGCUGACAGAGAACAAGAUGGUGUUCCGGCGCUGCACCAUUGCUGGGGUCGAGUACCCCCACGAGGAAAAUUCGAGGAGGCUUGAAGUGUACGAGGAGGAUGAGGCGAUGGGUUGCUCCCACACGCUCAAGUCACGUGCCAGCGCCAAGUCCCUGAGCUGCAAGUCACUCAGCUGCAACCGCAGCUCUGUGUCCCUGCACACACUGACAGGUCACUCUGAGGGGGAGGAGUCACCCAGCCCCACCUUGCCCCGACACAGCGCCUUCAGUAGCCCCAUGGAGAAGGAUAUAGUCCCAGACCCUUUCCUGGUUCAGAAGCUGAACUGUCUGUCCUCUCCACUCUUCCUUCUGAGGGACGCCAGUAUGGAGCUCACCUACAUCGUUGACUUCUUCAUGGCUCUGGCCAUCUGCAACACGGUAGUGGUGUCUUCUCCCAACCAGCCCCGCCAUGUGGUCCAGGUGCCAGAGGUCUCCCGUACCCCCCUUAAAUCCCUGGAGGACAUCAAGAUGCUGUUCCAGUGUUUUGGCCUCCCCCGCUUCUCCACACUCUCUCCUCCCCACACUACAGAGAGCCCUCGCAGCUUCACACGCAGGCUCUUUUCCAGGGGAAAAGCAGCCUCAUUCACACCCAGCCCCUCCCCUACCCUCACCAAGCUGGGUACAGAGCCAGACGGGGAGCAUAACCUUGAGGCCUCCAUCCUAAGUAUCAAACCAGGGCUGGAUGGGGUCCCUGGAGAGGAUGGGGACCAAGGGUAUGAGGAGGAGGGAGAGCAUGGCUCUUGGAAAGGUGAAGAGGACAAGAUGUUCCACCUCAACCCGGGGGCCUGGAGCGGACUGGAGAACUCAAACGGAGCCGAAGGCCCUCCCAGUGAACCUGGGGCAGAUGAACUGAUCUAUGAGGCGGAGAGCCCUGACGAGGCGGCUCUGGUCCACGCGGCCAGGGCCUACCGCUGCACCCUGCAGGGACGCUCACUCGAGCGCCUUCUGGUGGAGCUGCCAGGGAUGGGCAGCCUGGCUGUGCGCCUGCUCCACAUCCUGCCCUUCGACUCCACCCGCAAGAGGAUGUCUGUGGUGGUCCGCCACCUACUCACCAAGCAGGUGGUGGUCUACACCAAGGGAGCAGACUCGGUCAUCAUGGACCUGGCAGAGUCACCUAAAGGUGCUGAGCAGUCAGACGGGAGACAGGGUCACAUCAGAGAACAAACCCAGAAACACCUAGACAACUACGCCAGGGAAGGCCUUCGCACCCUCUGCAUCGCUAAGAAGGUUUUGGAGGAGGAGGAGUAUGACAUUUGGUUGAAGCGUCAUGCAUUUGCAGAAACCAGUAUAGAGAACAGAGAGGAGCUUCUACUGGAGUCUGCACAGAGACUGGAAACCAACCUCACCCUACUGGGGGCAACAGGGAUUGUGGAUAGACUGCAGGAAGAGGUGCCAGAGACCAUUGAGGCACUACAGAGAGCAGGGGUCAAAGUAUGGGUCCUCACAGGGGACAAACAAGAGACUGCCAUAAAUAUUGCCUGUGCCUGCAAACUGCUCAGGACCACAGACCAACUGCUGACUGCUAACUGUGGUAGCAAGGAGGCCUGCAAGGCCUUGUUGCUGGAGCUGCGGGCGGAGGUGGAGCGUGGCGAGGCAGCUGAGGGCACGUCAGGCUUCACCCUGGUGGUGGACGGGCGCACGCUGGACUUCGCCCUGCAGGAGGACCUGAAAGGGGACUUCCUGGAGCUGAGCCGGCGCUGCAGGUCCGUGGUCUGCUGCCGUUCCACUCCACUUCAGAAGAGCCAUGUGGUACAACUGGUACGGGACCAGCUCCGAGUUAUGACCCUCGCCAUAGGUGAUGGAGCCAAUGAUGUCAGUAUGAUCCAGGUGGCAGAUGUUGGCAUUGGGAUAUCUGGCCAGGAGGGCAUGCAGGCUGUGAUGUCCAGUGACUUUGCCAUCUCCAGGUUUAAACACCUUCGCAAGCUGCUGUUGGUCCAUGGCCACUGGUGCUACACACGCCUGGCCAACAUGAUUCUCUACUUCUUCUACAAGAAUGUGAUGUAUGUGAAUCUGCUGUUCUGGUACCAGUUCUUCUGUGGUUUCUCGGCGAGCGCCAUGACCAACUCCUGGGUGCUCAUCAUCUUCAACCUCCUCUUCACCUCCGCCCCUCCCCUUCUCUACGGGAUCCUGGACAAAGACGUGUCUGCAGACACCCUCAUUAAGUUACCGGAACUCUACAAAUCCGGACAGAAUUCCAAGGCCUACCUCCCUUCUACCUUUUGGCUGACGAUGCUGGACGCUCUUUACCAAAGCCUUGUCUGUUUCUUCAUUCCUUACUUUGCAUAUGCAGGGUCAGAUGCAGACAUGCUCUCCUUUGGGUCUCCCAUCAAUGCCUCGGCCCUCCUCAUCAUCCUACUACACCAGGUCAUCGAGAGCCGCACACUGACAUGGCUACAUGUGUUAGUGCUGGUGGGUAGUGCUCUCUUCUACUUCUCUUUCACCCUGGUCUUCAGUGUGGUGUGUGUGACGUGUAGUCCCCCCACCAAUCCCCUUGGUGUGGACAAGCUACAGAUGUCCCAACCAAUCUUCUAUGGAGUGUGUGCCCUCACCACCGUGGUGGCACUGCUACCAAGAUUCCUGUUCCAUGCAUUGCGCAACAGCAUCUCCCCCUCUGACACACUGAAGGCUGCUCUGAUGGACCAGCUCAACCCAGACAACUACUGUAGGAGGAUCCAGCACUGGAACCAGACCCAGGCCCAGAGUAAAGCCAGGGGUCUCGUCAUCAACGUGGAAGACUUGGACAUCAAGAUCCCUGACUUUAUACUCCCUAAAGAGCUGAAGGAAUGCAGAGCUGCCACUGGCUCUGUGCUCUCCUGACCUCAGAGGCUACAGGAGGUGGCAACCAUAGAAAUAGAAAGAAAAGAAUAGUCCCAUUCAAGUCAUUGAUGGCAUAAUUGGUGGACAUGUGGCCAUUGUGAGUGUACGCAUAGGAGCAAAGAAGGAAGUAAAAGCAGGAAGUAAAAGCUGGAAGUGUACCCAUCAAUCUGUGCUGUGAUUUGUUGAAUUAACUCAACUGACAUUAUAAAAAGUACAUUCCAUUUCAUGAGCCACAUCAGUUAGAAUCAUUUGAAUGAACAUUAUACAUUAACAUGGAAAUUAUUUAAUCACAAUAGCAGGCAGCCAUUGCUAGAGUACCCAUGAGUUUACCAGUCAAAUUGCAAGGGUUAGAGGUUCCAAGCCUGUGCUAUUCAUUAUUUACAUGGUGGCUACAAGGUUCAACCCUAACACCCUUCAAAGCUAGCUGCCUUGCAUGCGUUGCUCACUGGUGAUGGUUAAGAUCACCAUGCUGUCUAUCCAGGGAAAAGAGAUGGAUGUUUCUCACAUGUGCCUAGAGUUGCAUUAACAUGGAGUCAUGGUCCCUUGAUUAAAUAUUCGUGAUGUGGACACCUAGAUAUUAAUAAAUGUGUGUCUGCUGUACGGUAGGACUUUGACACAAUCCAGUGUCCAUGGUGAAGAGGCCCCUUCACAGUGCACCUUACCCGAACACUGCGAGGUGUGGUCCACUCUGGCCCUCUUCAGUGUGCACUGAGCAUGUAGAGAACAGAAUGCUAUUAGUUAUCAUUAUUAGUUAUUGAGCUGCGUACACUUAUUUUUAAAGUUAGCAUCAAGCUAUGACUCCUUUUGUGUUUAGGCACAACUCUUCGACGUUGGCGUUUCUUAAACAAACACUCCAAAAUAACAUUGUAAAUUAUGCAUAUGAACCUUGGACACAGAGGUCCCAUUGAAGGGCUAGACCAAAUCAAAAUGCUGUAAAGUGUCCUUUUCUUUCUGAAUCGCACUUGAAUUCAUUUUGACUGGAGUUGAAAUGGAUUUGGCAUGGACCUGACCUUUCUCACCACUGUUUUCCUCUGACCUGUAGUUGAGUAAAGCAGUCCACUAAAACAUGGGAUAUAUUUAUUUAACAUGUAUUUCCUUGUUGAGAUACAAUCUCUUUUUGAGAAAGUCCUGACCAAAGUGACAGCACACGUUUAGUUACAAGACAAGAACCAAAAUGCUAUGUACAGUUACACACUGACACAAUGAAAAUGAAAUGUGGGAAUUGAUUGAAGGCUUGGGGUUUCAAAAGCAAGACAACCAAAAGUGCAACUUAGUAGGCCUAAGUGCAGGAGGAGGAUUCAGGUAUGGCGCUCUAUAUGUGAAGUAGGCUUCAGUAAAAAUACUUUAAAGCACUACUUAAGUUGUUUUUUGGGGAUAUCUUUACUAUUUAUAUUUUUGACAACUUUUACUUUACUACAUUCCUAAAGAAAACAAUGUACUUUUUACUCCAUACCUUUUCUCUGACACCCAAAACAAUCAUUACAUUUUGAAUGCAUAGCAGGACAGGAAAAUUGUCCAAUUCACACACUUCACACAUCAAGAGAACAUCCCUGGUCAUCCCUACUGCCUCUGAUCUGGCAGACUCACUAAACACAAAUGCUUUGUUUGUAAAUUAUGUGUUUGAGUGUGCCCCUGGCUAUCUGUAAAUUAAAAAACACAUUGUGGUUUGCUUAAUAUAAGGAAUUUGAAAUGAUUUAUACUUUUGAUACUUAAGUAUAUAUUUAGCAAUUACAUUUACUUUUAAUACUUAAGUAUACUUAAAACCAAAUACUUUUAGACUUUUACUCAAGUAGCAUUUUACUGGGUGACUUUCACUUUUACUUGAGUCAUUUUCUAUCAAGGUAUCAUUAAGUAUGACAAUUGGGUACUUUUUCCACCACUGGAAAUAGGCUUUACAAAUGUUCUCUUGAGUUUGCCUGGAUAUGGCAUUGGCAUUUAUAUCUACUUCUGAGAAGUGACGUUUUUCUCUACCACAUGCAAUUCUGACCUGGUUUGGUCUUUUUUAGACAGACCAUCCUCAGUAUUUUAUGUGGUAACAUUAGACUGAUGUAUUUUUUUUAUAAUAAAUUUUUACAGUACAAUCCUGCAUAUCAAAUCCUGUACAACAUGGCAAAGGCAGCUGAUUUGAAUAUAGUCCAAUUGAAAAAGUUUCAGAGCAAUGAUUAGAAGUCAUUAUUUUAUAUGAACUUAAUUCCAAAUGUGUGUACUGUAUCAGAUAUUGGUAUAAAUACAUUAGCAACUCA